AUGGCUCGCAGCAACCUCCGCGUCGGUCUCAACAAGGGCCACCCCACUACCGCCAUCCCCAAGACUGUCCGUCCCAGCCAGCGCAAGGGCAUCCAGUCCCAGCGCACGAAGUUCGUGCGCUCUGUCGUCCGGGAGGUUGCGGGCUUCUCGCCCUAUGAGCGUCGGGUUAUGGAGUUGCUGAGGAACUCCAAGGACAAGAAGGCGCGUAAGCUCACGAAGAAGCGGCUGGGCACCCUCCUUCGCUCGAAGCGCAAGCUCGAAGAGCUCGGCACCAUCAUCCAGGAGAGCAGGAGAGCGCACUAA
Epithele typhae is the source of this 303-nucleotide messenger RNA. RefSeq names its product ribosomal protein L36e. Bases 1 to 303 code for a protein of 100 amino acids. Lineage: Eukaryota; Fungi; Basidiomycota; Agaricomycetes; Polyporales; Epitheliaceae. The transcript is spliced from 4 exons. Gene Ontology annotation, biological process: cytoplasmic translation. Gene Ontology annotation, molecular function: structural constituent of ribosome. Gene Ontology annotation, cellular component: ribosome; cytosolic large ribosomal subunit. The record is from RefSeq and is a predicted model, not a curated record.